UUUAAGAAGCGAACCAUAUCUCGACAACUUUCUCUCUCUCUCUCUCACUCUCUCUCCCUAAACUGUUAUUCUCUCUCAUACAAUGGAUUCCGGCGGCGACAGUCCGAUGGAAAACACAUUCCGGAACCCUCGCCGGAGCUCCAACACCCAGAGAUCCCAUUGAACUCCAUAAUCUCCAGCAAUAGAUUCUCCUCUUGGUUCUGCUGUUCUUCACCUCUGAAACUCUCUCUCUCUCUCUCUCUCAUAUUUAUAUAUACAUAUAUAUAUAAUUCUCUCCGGCAGCUUUCCAACCUUUUCCGUCGAGAUGCGAAUAAUAACUCUGCCUUCUCGUUUGAUUACGAAUUGGGUUUGUUAACCCUGUUUCGAUCCAACAAAAACUUCUAAAUCCUGAUUCAAAGCCUCUCUGUUUGUUUCAAAUUUGCCUUUUGAAUUAGCUCCGGAGAUCCGUUCAAAUUGAUUGCUCGAGAUCGGUCGAUUCACUGCACUGGAUUGAAAGAAAGGGCUUUGCUUCAUCAGACAUGUUAUGUAAGUUUUACGAGAUGAAUUGAUUGUUUUGAUUAUGGAUUAUGAUAUAUACAUGUGGAAUUAUAAGGGUGAUGGUUUGAUAGAAUGAUGGUUAGAAUCAACAGAAGAAGAACAGUGGCAUGCAAAGAUCGGAAAUUGUUCUCCGGUUACUGGGAAAAUGAUCGACAAUUGAAACAGUUUAAGUAAACUGUUUUUUUUUUUUUGGCAAAUUGUUAUCGAAUUGGGUGUGUUUGGUUUGAAGGAAUUUUGCAUUAGUUUAGUUGGGGGUAUACUAAAGAUUUGAUAUCAUGCCAUUAAAAACUGAUAGAAAAGAAAAAGAAGGACAAGAAAGUACUUCAAUGGGGUCAAAAAGAAGAGUUUAUGAUGGUUUUCAAAAAAUUGGAUCAACUAAUUGUCUAAUACCUGGUCUAUAUGAUGAUGUUGCAUUAACUUGUCUUGCUUGGGCUUGUAGAUCUGAUUAUGCUUCCUUGUCUCGCCUAAAUAGGAGGUUUAAUUCCCUUAUAAAAAGCGGGUAUUUAUAUGAUUUGAGGAAGAAACUAGGGAUUGUGGAGCACUGGGUGUUUAUGGUUUGUGACCCAAGGGGAUGGGAAUCAUUUGACCCCGUGAGAAAUAAGUGGAUGACAUUACCUAAAAUCCCAUGUGAUGAGUGUUUCAACCACGCAGAUAAGGAGUCGUUGGCUGUGGGUAGUGAAUUGCUGGUUUUUGGCCGUGAAUUCUUCGAAUUUGCUAUUUGGAAGUUCAGUUUAAUUUGUCGGAGAUGGGUGAAGUGUAAAGGAAUGAAUCGCCCUCGUUGUUUGUUUGGGUCAAGUAGUUUAGGUUCAAUUGCUAUUAUUGCAGGAGGGAGUGACGAGAAUGGGAAUAUUUUGAAAUCUGCUGAGCUUUACGAUUCCAAAACAGGUAGAUGGGAAACGUUACCCAACAUGCACUUCCCUCGUAGAUUGUGCUCGGGUUUUUUCAUGGAUGAAAAAUUUUACGUGAUUGGCGGAAUGACAAGUCCUACUGAGUCAUUGACUUGUGGGGAAGAGUAUGAUCUUAAGACAAGGAAAUGGAGGAAAAUUGAGGGCAUGUAUCCAAAUGUGAAUAGGGCUGCCGAAGCACCUCCACUUGUGGCGGUUGUUGAUAACCAGUUAUAUGCUGUUGAGUAUUUGACAAACAUGGUGAAGAAGUACAACAAAGAGAAGAACACGUGGGAUGUGUUGGGAAGGCUACCAGUGAGGGCUGAUUCAUCCAAUGGCUGGGGACUUGCUUUUAAGUCCUGUGGAAAGGAACUUCUUGUAGUGGGUGGGCAAAGAGGCCCAGAAGGCGAAGCCAUUGUGCUGAACUCGUGGUGCCCAGAGUUGGGUGUCAAGAAUGGCUCGUUGGACUGGAAGGUCAUUGGUGUGAAGGAACACAUUGGGGUGUUCGUGUACAACUGUGCUGUCAUGGGUUGUUGAUGAUUCCUUCAAUACAACACAAUGACUCACCUGAAGGAUCACGUAUAUCAAUCUGACCUGGUGUUCUUCGUGCUUUCACAUUUAUCUGAUUUGACCAGAAUUAGUUGUUGUUGAGGUAGUGUCUAUUGUCUUGCAAGAUGAGAAUUUUUUUUGGUUCUCUUUAACAUUCCUCCUGUAUUGGAUGUUCCUCACUUCCAUGAUCCUGCCGUCUGAUUUCAUGGGUACUAGAUAAUGUUUUUUCCAUUUUGUUUUUGCCUAGUUCUGUUUCUGAUUUACAGCAAACUGCGUCAUACCAAUAAAUUGCAAAGCUUUUAUUGUUUAGUGAUUCAAA
This is a messenger RNA of Camellia sinensis, 2289 nucleotides long. RefSeq names its product F-box/kelch-repeat protein At5g60570. Gene Ontology annotation, molecular function: protein binding. The record is from RefSeq and is a predicted model, not a curated record. NCBI's taxonomy places the organism in Eukaryota, Viridiplantae, Streptophyta, Magnoliopsida, Ericales, Theaceae. Gene Ontology annotation, cellular component: nucleus.